AUGGGAGGCCUUGGAGCGCAGGAGGUGGGAGCGGAUGCGCAGCACGUCCAGGCGGUAGAGCAUCGUGUGGAGGAUGUAGAGCGUGGCGGUGAGCCAGAGUGUGAACACAGUUUGGUCGAUCCGUUGGAAGAGGGAGGGAAAGUGUUGGGAGUGGAGGACUCUGUGGAGCUGGGCGCAGAGGUCUCUGCACGUGCGCUUGCCUUGUUCGUCGCGUGCCAUGCCUUCGAGGCUCCAGGGACUGCCGAGGGUGAAGCCGUACUGGUAGAGCGUGGGAUGGGUGUCCUGGCACUGGACGAGGGAGCGGCAGGAGAGGCGGUGUCCUGCGGUGGUGAGGCUGGUGGACUGUUGAGCCUCGUCGUUGUAGGUGACAGGGCAAUUCUCGGCGCAGCUGCGCUCAUGGCACCAGGCGCCCGGGUAGCCGCAGUUGCCGCGGCAGUCCUCGCACAGCUGGUGGAGCAGGUCGUAAAGGGUCUCCGUGAGGUAGACCACCCAGCUGAGGUAGUGCCCGCUGUAGGCGGGGGAGUAGACGGCGAAGCUGUGGUAACUGAGCGACCGGAGGUAGCGGCCGCAAGUCGUUGCCGAGGCGGAGCAUCCGACGAAGCUGAAGAGGUCGGCGGCGGAGUGGUGGGCGGCGUUGGCGGCGUAUAUUGCGGUGGGGAUGAAGGUGAAUGUGCGUCCCAGGUUUGCGUCCUUGACGGCGUCGAGGAAGGCGUCCUGAGUGUGCGCGCGGACGGCAAGAUCGGCGAGGACGCUGCGGAGACGGUCGCCCCGCUUGGUGUGGGAGGCCGUGAGGCUGAUGUUGCGGAAACCCAUUGGGGUGGGACAGGGGAUGCCGCGGUGGUCAGCCGGAUCAGCGGGAUACGAGAGGUUGAGGGUGUUGUUGAAGUGGUCGCAAGCGUAGCGGCCGGCGGCGUGGCCGUGGCCGAGCACGUUGACGACAGUGUCCUCGGCGUGAGAGCAUACCUCAUGGAGAGCGACCGUCAGGUCGGGGACUUUUAUGGUGGUGACCAUGGAUUUACUCACAUCAGAAGGCACAACCACGGCGCUGUAGUAAGUAAGGAGCACGUCGAAGAGUUUUUUAAGAACGCCGGCGUCACGUUCACUGCUGAUUCUAAACAGCGUACUGCCGUCUCUAUCAAGGAGGCCACCAAUGUAUCUGCCGUUGCACUCAGCGUCGUCCCGCAGCUCCGCUUCUUCGGAACCAUCCUCGGCGACGCGAUAACCGGAGUCCCUGAAGAAGACGCCAAGGGGGUUACUCAGACUGAUCCGAUAAUCGGCCCAAUCGUCGGACAAAAGCUCGGCACGCAGGUCAUCAAAAUCACAGUAGAGCAUGUUGGAAAUGGUGGAGUGCACGCCGAAGCUCUUGGGUGCGAACUCACGAAGCUCAUUUUUGAGUAUCUUCAGGUUGUGGCAAAAUUUGUGGUCGAAGUGCCCGGCGACCUGGAGGGCGCCAAGCAGCGUGGCGAGGGCGUCGGCGGUGGGCGCAAUUUUGGGGGCGUCGGUGGCAAAAUCCUCUUGGCGCUUCACGUUCUGGAAGAGAUACGCAAAGGCCGUGCGCAGCGUCUUGGCCGCGUGGCUGAGCGUCGACUUGUGCUUCGGGGACUCUACCCGAGCGCCGGGGUGUGCGGAGGCCUCCCCGAUUUUCGCGACUUGUGCGACAAAUUUGUGUUCCAAUUUAUUCAUGAAGCCCUUGAAGCCCACCGUCAAGUCCUCGGUGAUAAGAGCGUCCCGUGCGGCGUCUAUUUCCCUGUCCACUGCCUUUUCCAGCAGCUGUUUCACGGCCUUGCCGGCCACGUCCAGGCUCCUGACGAACGCUCCGGCGUCCCUGAUGGGACCGGUUUCCAGACUCCUCUGCAUCUCGCUGAUGUCAUGCCUAAUUUUGUGCACGCUCCCCCUCGCAGUUGUGAGCUUGUUGAAAAGUCUCUCCUUAAGGCGAUCCAAUUUCGCCUUGGCAAAUUCAGCGUCCUCCUUUACGCCGUUGCACAGCUCCACGAAUUUCUCUCUCACCUUCUUGACUUCUUUAUCCCGCACGCUCUCCACGUCCCUCUCAAUCCUCUCGAGGCCCCUGGCCUGCUGGCCGUUGACCUCCCAGUGCUCUCCGGGCCCGAGGGCCUCGGUCGUAAAUUCACGCAGCUUGGCGGUGACAUCCUUGCCCAACUUCCCUCUCACGGCGGCGAGCGCGAAGCCCAUCGCCUGCAUGUGAUCGUAGAUUUCUUGCGGUUUCUUUUUAAGCUCGCCGGUCUGCAGAGUCUUAAUCUCACGCGUGAUUUUUCGGAGGCCUUUGACAUCUUUCUUGUCCGUCCAGUCGGCUCCGCCGUCCUCGAGGCCUUUCUCCUUCAGCGACAUAAGCCUAUCGGUGACGUCAGUUCUCACCUCACGUCGAAUUUGUCUGAGUUCCCGACUUAUUGA
Babesia ovata is the source of this 2409-nucleotide messenger RNA. Its product is annotated as phenyl alanine ammonia-lyase 3, putative. Lineage: Eukaryota; Apicomplexa; Aconoidasida; Piroplasmida; Babesiidae. The coding region runs from base 1 to 2409 and encodes 802 amino acids. The record is from RefSeq and is a predicted model, not a curated record. The transcript has 7 exons.